Messenger RNA from Scleropages formosus (Asian bonytongue), 1734 nucleotides. It is a transcript of the gene cd44a, whose product is annotated as CD44 molecule (IN blood group) a. Gene Ontology annotation, biological process: positive regulation of ERK1 and ERK2 cascade; inflammatory response; cell adhesion. The transcript is spliced from 7 exons. The record is from RefSeq and is a predicted model, not a curated record. Gene Ontology annotation, cellular component: basolateral plasma membrane; macrophage migration inhibitory factor receptor complex; plasma membrane. The coding region runs from base 62 to 1000 and encodes 312 amino acids. Gene Ontology annotation, molecular function: cytokine receptor activity; hyaluronic acid binding. Lineage: Eukaryota; Metazoa; Chordata; Actinopteri; Osteoglossiformes; Osteoglossidae.
CCGAGCAGCUGCUCCGUGUCCUCUCUCUGACACACCGCACAGGCAGUAAGACGUUGGGUAAAUGCCCCAGACGACUUUGAGGACAGAGCUGCCCUGCUGGCAAUCACAGACAAAGGAGAUAUUUCUGCAGGUGCCCAGGAUGUGGGCUCUGAUGCUGUGCGCUUCUUUCUCAUUUCUGGUGUGCUGCGGGUCACACCAAGCUCAAGUGGUGGCACGGAGCUGCAGCUACGUGGGUGUCUUCCACGUGGAAGGAGGCGCCCGCUACGCGCUGAACUUUGAUCAAGCCAGGAAGCUGUGUGAAGAUCUGGGCACCACGCUGGCCAGUGAAGAACAGGUGUCUAUGGCCUACGAUAAAGGGCUGGAGACAUGCAGGUAUGGUUGGAUUAGCAACCAGAACACAACUAUCCUUCGACACAGUUCACAUUCAAACUGUGCAUCCAACCAAACUGGAGUAAUUUUUCACAGUGAUAAUUUAGACGUUCCCUAUGAUGCAUACUGCUACAACAGCUCAGAUCCGUCUGACAAGAAUUGUGACCUCAUGAUUUCCCGUGUUCGUGCGGCCACUGUGAGCACUUCUCCAACUCCAGAGAACCACACUGCGACAGGUGGGACUACUUCACACAGCGAAGACACGACACACGGGAUGAUCCCUAACAGUGUCACGACUCAUCCUCGUGAUACAAGCCUUGACUCCGCAACCACUGCUCGCACGGCAGAGAGCCCAGGAGUCACAAGGGAACAGAUGAAUGAAUUCGAUGAUUGGAUAAUCGUCCUCAUUGUCAUUCUGUCCGUGCUUGUCAUCAUACUCGUGUGUCUAACUGUCGCUUGCAGGAAGAGGUUGUGCAGCAAGCGGGAAAAACUGAGAAUCACCACUGAAAAGACAGACAGGGGCACAACGAAAAGCCAGGAGAUGGUGACCCUGACAAGCGAGGAGAAAGUCCAGAGUAAUGGCAGCACAGAAGAUGACAAUGGGAGGUCCCAAGAACCUCUUCAAGCCUGAAGAUAUUUUAAUUUUUUUUUUAACGAGUCAAAAUAUUUUUUUACAACAGCAAAUCUUGUGCUGAGAAAAUAAGGGCUUAGUAAGUAAAAUAAGUAAAAAAUAAAUAAAAUCAGCUAUGACAGAGAAAAGUUAGACAUAUUAAAGGUUUACAGUCACUGCACUGUAGCUGUACAUAUAAAUUGUUCCACUGAGUUCAAAAGGUCCAGCUCCUAGUCAAAGUGACAUAGCAUCUGUUUUAGUACAUUGUGUUUUUGUGUCAUUUUGCGCCUCUAUAGAAACUGCAGGAAAUUUUGUUUCCGCUUUAUACGGCAGGAAAAAGAUUUCAUUUAUUCAGGCUAUGAAAUACAAACAAUAUAUCAGAAAAGAGACAGUAAGACUCAUUGAUUGUGAAAUAUGUAAAUAUCAUGGUUUGGUUUGCGAGGUAAACUAAUUACGCAAACUUCUGGCAAUAUGAUGAAAACUGAAAACAUAGCUGAGGUUAAUAUCACCGUAUGCAUACGGUAUCAAAUUCACUCACAUGCCCUAAGGGCGGGCUGAGGGGUGAUAUUGAGGUCAAACCUGCAACCCUUGACUUUCAAGACAGUAAUGCUAACUUACAGCCAAAACCAGACAUAGCCAAAGCCAGACUUCAAGUCUAACUGAAACUUAUUGCUUAAAUCAUGCUGGUUUUCCAGGAAUAAGACAUCAAAACACAUUAUACCUGCAUUAUUGUUUAUGAAAUAAAGUACUUUACU